UUUUUUUCUUUUCAAUGCACUGUCGUUGUUAAAAAGCCUUUGCUUUGCUGUCUUGUUUAAAGUGCUCCCAGACUCAGGAGUCUGGUAUACCAGGUUCUGCAACAUCUGAUCCGGUUAGGUGUGUUGCUUUUUGAGGCACUGUUUUGUGUGUCAAGCUUGUAGAAAUGUGUGUGAAAUAUACUGACACAGUCAGAGAGAAGACAGAGAUCGACUCCUGGAAGGACAGUAGGGUCUGUCACAGUGUGAACAUUUGUCAGAGCACGUGGGCUCUACAGGUCAAGACAUCCAGAUAGGUGCAAAGCGCUGCAGGUGUGAGCGAAGCGUUUCCAUCCUGGAUCGGCACAUAGACUGAACAUUGACAGAAAAGUCAAUCAAGGUUAAGCAAAGCUUAGAUCAUAUGAGGACUCAAAGAACUUUUGUGUUGUCUGCAGUGUGGUCCCUUUGUUACCUGCACUAACAAACAAAGUUAGGUUCUAAGUGUAUAGCUUGAGGUGUUUUAAAUUCAUGUGAUAUUUUUUGUGGCAGCCCUCUGUAUGUAAGUGUGAGAAAAAGAGGAAAAGAGACUGUCACUGUGACUGAUUGUGAGUGAUUGUGGGAUGUUGUGCAGUGUUGCAGUCACUCUGUUUCAACACUGCAGUUCUCAUAACAGCCGUGCACAGCUACACUCCCCCCCUUCCUCUUUCCCGUCUGAUGCCACUGAUAGUGCAGACAUGGGGCCUCUCACGUAUUGCAUGCCGGCUGUUCACUGCCACCCCCAACCAACCCUCGCCUCCAAUCGCACACCACCUCUCACCAAAACCACCGCCUCCCUCUGGGACCCCCAGUUGACAUUCAGCGCAGAGGGUGGAAUUCAUAAGACCUGAGUAUACUGCCCGUCCAGUAAUUAGGCACUUAAAAUGCUCAAUUCAAUAAUAUUUAAAUGAUGGGGAAGCUGGACACUGGUCACUUCUACUGUUAUACACUGAUGGAUCUAUAGACACGUGCCAUGUUCUUGCUUUUUUGAAUUGCUUUUGAAUUUUGAAUCAGGGUUUAUGUUGGCGUGUGAGACCAGCAGCCCGCUUAAGACUGUUCGCAAAGUCACUUCAGUGGAUGGCCUCAGAAGUGGAGGCCAGAUGGAAAUUGGGUCACAUGACCGCCUCCAGGAAGGCGUACUAAGCCUGGAACUGGCCAAUGGGGUGAAUUGCUACCCUAAUGAUGAUGAGACAUCUAUGGAAACAGAGCAGCAGGGCGCAGGACGCGUGCCUCCAAGGCAAUGGGUGUCAGGGCAUUGCAAGAUCAAGGACACCCAACAACAGCAACCAUGCUGGACCAGCAGCAGUGGUACACACCCAAGUGAACCUGCCCACCAUGCAAACAUGGAGGAUGCCCAAAAUCUGGUGGCUUUUUCUGCUAUUGCUGGCUCCUUGCCUCCUUCUUCUUCCUCCUCCUGCCUUGUGCAGCCUAACACAGCCCAACUGUAUGAGAAGUUCACCCAGGAGAUGGGUUCUGAGGGGUCUCAGGCCAGACUCUCUGCAGGAGCUCCUGAGGGUAGCUGCCAACCUCCAGAAGACCUGAACACCCUACAGACUGCACUGAGCCAAGCCAAACAUGGACACAAGCCUCCUAACUGCAACUGUGAUGGGCCUGACUGUCCAGACUACCUUGAGUGGCUGGAGAAGAAGAUUAAGCUGGCAACCAGUGAGGAACAAGGUACGUGCAAGAUGGCUGAUGCUCCACAACACUUGCAGCCACACCUACAGCAACCCCAUUUGCAGCUUCACCCUCAGCCCUACCACCAGGUGAACGGUGGCCACCGUCUCUCUACUGCAUAUCCCCAGCAACAACAGGGAACUCUUCCAGACCAAGUGCCCUGCUCCAAACCCCCAAUUCCUUGCUCUCCCCAGGUGCUCUCCAUAGCCAAGGAAAAGAACAUCAGUCUCCAGACAGCCAUUGCCAUAGAGGCCCUGACCCAGUUAUCCGGUACUGGUCCGCAAGCUACCGUCUCUCCAGGCCAAGCCCCCUACAACAGUAACCUCCUUCACCUCCAACAUACUCAGAACCUCCCAUCUCACCCCCUUAAUAGCACUAGCUCGAUCCUUUCCUCUCCUGGCACACACCCAACCUCCUCACGUUCUCAGUCCGUCCCUCCAGGGCUACAAACAAGCCAGCAGGCCCAAGUGUCUUCUGAGCACCACAGGCCCCAAUCCCAGGGCCAGCCACCACAUGCUUCUCCCCUCCCGUCCUCUACCUCUCCCUUCCCAGGUCAGGGAAAGCAUCCAGGCAUCAGCCCUAGUCCCCAACAGUGGCAGCAGGGCUCAGGCAAGGGCUCUGAACAGAUGAACCCUUGGAUGUGUAAGAAGUCUGAGCCUCAGUCUCACUAUGCAGCUGCACCUCACAGUAGCUCAGACCCCAUGUCAGAGCUCAAACAGCUGCUUGGUGACACUAGUGGCAAGUUCAACAAUGCUCCUUUCAAGCUUCCAGUCACACAGCAGCUCAGACUGAACCAGAAUGGAAGUUUCCAGGCCCAGGACAACCCAGCAUUGGCCAGGAUAAAGCAAGAAUCAGACUCUGGUGAGCACUACCAUCGUACUGCCUCGACAGGGCAUUAUGGUAUGGCUAAUUGUCAGCAGCAGGGUCACCACUACCCUAGCACUCCCCUGUCUCCUGGCCAAGCGGCCAUCAGUCACUCCACUCAGGCAGCUCUGCAACAGCACCUUCACUACAAGAGGAAUCUCUUCUCUAACCACUCCCCUGGCUUUGGAGCACCGGGCCCUCGUGCACCUCUGGCUUGCCAAAACUUGAAAAAAUGGUGGCCACAGAUGGAGGCAGAAGGUUUGCCACAUUUUGCCAUCAAACAGGAACCCAAGGAACCCAAGAAGAAAAAAAGCAGCCAAGGAUCUCCUGUCAUAAAAGCUAUGAGUGGAAUGCUUACAGUCCCUCCUCAGCCCAAACCCAAACAGAUAAUCAUCAAGAAAACCAAGCAGAAAGCCUCCAUGCCAACCUUCCUGCCUCAGACACAGAUCACCAUACAAAAACCACCAGUCCUCAUGAUGGACAGAGUCCCGGCCCUGACCAGCCUGCAACCAGGUUCUCUGUCUUCUCUGCCCCUCCACAAUAACUCCACUCAGGCUGCUGCUGCAGGCCUUACAGCCCCAGCCCAAUCUCAGGUAUCCAUUUCCAACUCCUCAAUGACUCCCUCUUCCACUGAUUCUGCUUUGUCAGAAAACACUCCUUCCCCCAUAGGUCUUCUGCUCCCACCUGUGGCCACUGUAGCCCACGCUAAAUCAGAGGGAGUGGGCAGUCUGGCCUCCAGCAACACCAGCACCACCACACCUCUGACCUCCACCUCUUCAUCUAGCUCCUCACAGUUACCAAAUCUCAUCAACAUAGAUCCGAAGUACGAAGAACUCAUCCGCCAGUUUGAAGCUGAAUUUGGGGACUCAGACACACCUUCUAGUCAGCCCAUGGAGGAAAAUGCUACCGCCCCUCAGCUGGGGAAUCUGUCCCAGAUCAGUCCUCAGGACCUCAGUCCCAAAUCAUUAUCCAAAUCCCAGUCGGCUCCCUUAAUUCUCACCACUCAAGCCAGCUCCACACCUCAUCCAAACAAUCAUGAGAUGGAAGUUAGCAAGGAUGAGUCAGGGACCCAAAGUGAAACAACCUUGAAUCAGACAUCCAUAGAAAUACCUAUGGAGGGGCAGCAUGAGGCGCCGCUGCACAUGUCUCUGCAUCAGGAAGCCAUUCUGGACAAGCAGCAGCAGCCCUGUGUAGUAGAGGAUACAUUCAGCAUGCCAGGUUCUCCGCUACCUAAACGCAUGAAGAUUGAAGCCUCGGGUGAUAUAGCAGUACUUUCCACCACAUGCUAUUCUGAGGAGGACACGCCCACUAAGGACAGUCUGCCUUCUUCUCCAUCUCUCAGAGGCUUUUUGGAGUCUCCUCUGCGCUACCUGGACAGCCCCACUAAGACGUUACUGGAUACCCCCUCCAAGGAUCUACAGGCAGAGUUCCCCACUUGCACCUGUGUGGAACAAAUCGUGGAGAAAGAUGAAGGGCCCUACUACAAUCACCUGGGAUCUGGACCUACUGUAUCCUCCAUACGAGAACUGAUGGAGAAGAGGUAUGGAGAGAAAGGGGAUGCCAUCCGUAUUGAGAAGGUGGUAUAUACAGGCAGAGAGGGCAAGAGCUCCCGAGGAUGUCCUAUUGCUAAGUGGGUGAUCCGUCGUAGCAGCGAGACAGAAAAGCUGCUGUGUCUGGUGCGUCAGCGUGCUGGCCACCACUGUGCCAAUGCUGUCAUCAUCAUCCUCAUCAUGGCCUGGGAAGGUGUCCCAAGGGCCCUGGCUGACAUGCUGUACCGCGAGCUCAGUGACAGUCUCACCAAAUUUGGCAACCCAACCAGCCGACGCUGUGGCCUCAAUGAUGAUCGUACCUGUGCAUGUCAAGGCAAGGACCCUGAAAAAUGUGGCGCUUCCUUCUCCUUUGGAUGCUCAUGGAGUAUGUACUUUAAUGGCUGUAAGUACGCCCGAAGCAAGACACCACGCAAGUUCAGGCUGCAAGGAGAUCACCCUGAAGAGGAGGAAAAACUCAGGGACAGAUUCCAGCAUCUGGCAACUGAGGUGGCUCCUUUGUACAAGAGGUUGGCCCCACAGGCAUACAGUAACCAGUGCCAGUCAGAGUCAAAAGCUCCAGACUGCAGGCUGGGUUUGAAGGAAGGCCGUCCGUUCUCUGGAGUCACUGCAUGCAUGGACUUCUGUGCCCAUGCUCACAAGGAUCAGCACAACCUCUACAAUGGUUGUACAGUGGUGUGUACUUUAACUAAGGAGGACAACCGUGAGGUGAACAGGAUCCCUGAGGAUGAGCAGCUGCAUGUGUUGCCUCUUUACAAGAUCUCCUUGACUGAUGAGUUUGGCAGUGAGGAGGCCCAGCACAUGAAGAUGCGGACAGGGGCCAUCCAGGUGCUUCAGAAUUUCCGCCGUGAGGUACGCAAGUUGCCUGAACCUGCCAAGUCCUGUCGACAGCGUAGACUGGAGGCCAAAAAGGCUUCUUCAGAGAAGAAGAAAAAUAAACUGAUGCAGCAGGCAGGGGAGACGCCAGAGAAAACUGAGGUCAAGGCUGAGGUGUGCAUCACUGGUUUCCCUCAACCCCAAGGCAAUAAAGCAAUUAUAAAGCAAGAGGUGAAGCCCAACAUCAAGAAGGAGCACUUCAACGGAUCAGUAGAUGGAUACCCUGUGCAGGCAGCAGACCCAUUCAACAACAUCUGUCCACAUCCUGCCUACUAUGCAAGGGGAGGCCUUCCCCCAACUGGCCAGCCCUCUGCACCAGAUCCAGUAAAUGGUUACCACCACAAUCUGCACAAUGGCUACUACAACUACCCCCCCAAUGCACUUUUCCCCCGUAAGCUGAGGACCUACGAAGGUCGAAAUGGCUCUUUGCCCAAAGCAGGCAGCAAGGCUGAGCAGGUAGACAAGAAGCCUGAUAUUCAGAGCCUUCAGGCCAGAUUGGCGCAGUCCUACCCCAGCUACGUGGAGCAUGCCAGCCAACUAAACCACAGCAGUCACGGUCAGCCUGCAGACUACAAACAGUCUCGUCCUUCCUCCGUCUCCUCUGAGACCUCUAACAGAGGCACUCCGGUCAUCAAACAGGAACCUAUGGAUGUGCCAGUAUAUGAAGGCACAAUGCCAAGCCAGGCUGGUGCCAACACACCUAGCACCACCCCACAGCCUGCCGCCUGGCAAGGGCACAAGCUUAAUGGAAGUAUCAUUCCCACCGACUGGGACAGCCAUCUGAACCCUAAACAAAGUCCUCAAGCCUCAUUGUUGAACCCGGACAAACAGCAGUUUCACCAGCACCCCCAGCAGCAGCAGCCCUCUCCUUACUCCCAGCAGUGGACAUCCUACCUUGGCUCAAAUGCCCUGAUGGUUUCUCCUGCCCCAUCACCAUCACUACAGGUACCUUCAUCUCCAUCUCCAUCCCCUCACCCAGGCACAGUGCUACCAGGCAACAUAUUUCAAGGCUCUACACUCUCUGCCACCCCACGCCCAAGCACCCCUCACCCAGGCACACCGCAGCCUGGUAGCUCUCACUCAGGCUCAGUUACACCACAGCCAGGCACCCCAGGCCCAGGUACCCCCAGGCACUGGGCCAGCCCUGCUCCCAGUCCUCAACCGAAUGCUUGGGCCAUGGGGGCAGUGGCAUAUAGCCCUGGUUUGAAGCACAGCAAUCCUGCAGGGGCCUACCCUGACAAGAUCUGGUCCAAGACUGGGGAAAGUCGGUGUUCCACUCCCCUUGGGCUCCAAGAAAAGGCCUGGAAGUCUUGUGGAGGUUCAGUGGCAGGCAAUACUCCUUCACCUGCUCCUGAAGGUCGCCUCUUUCCUGAUGUCCUGCAGCAGUCAGAUCAGGCUUGCUGGAACCCUAGCCGAGCUGAGAGUGACAUUGAGAGCACUAAGGGCCGUGAAGAGGAUGAGGAUGAGGUGUGGUCUGACAGUGAGCACAACUUCCUGGAUCCCAACAUUGGUGGUGUAGCUGUAGCACCAGCCCAUGGCUCCAUCCUAAUUGAAUGUGCUCGUCGGGAAUUGCAUGCUACCACUCCACUCAAAAAGCCUGAUCGAUCCCACCCCACCCGCAUCUCCCUGGUCUUUUACCAGCACAAGAACCUCAACCAGCCCCAGCAUGGCCUGGCUCUAUGGGAGGCCAAAAUGAAGUUGCUGGCAGAGCGAGCUCUGCAGAGGCAGCAGGAAGCAGCUCUCCUUGGCCUCUCCCAGGAUGACAUCAAGGCUCUUGGAAAGAAACGCAAGUGGGGACCUGGGGUGGCAGGUGCCAAUCCAGGACCUGGGCAAUCUAAGGACAAGAGGGAGGGGCCAGUGACGCGGUUAGCCCCCACGUUUCACACAACCUCUAUGGUUACUGCGUCUCCCUAUGCCUUCACCCGCCUCACUGGGCCCUAUAGCCACUUUGUCUGAGGUCAGACAGACACAAACAGACUGAUUGCAACAGAAUGGUGCAGUGGAGGGCUGGAGAGAACAAUGAGCAGGAUGAAUGUCUCUCAGCCGUCCCACAGUCUGGCAUCUCUCCAUCCUGCCCCCUCCACAGUCCACUUGGAGGAGGGCACAUUUUUAUUGUUUUUUACCUCAUGUCAGGCAGUGGUUUGGGCUUCAGACACACUGCCUGUGGUGCUCUUCCUCUCUCUGCCCUGGAGAGGAACUCCAUUGCUUUUUCUUGUUUAUAGAAUUUUAAUGAUUCUAAUUAUUGCUAUUAUUAUCAAUAUUAUUAUGAUUGCUAUUGUUACUGUCAAUGUUGUUAUUACAGGUAUUAUUAUAAUGAAGACGUGUUUAUUUUUUAUUAUUGCUGUUUUCAUUAAUGUUAUUAUUAAUGAUGUGAUUGUUUUUGGUUAUAUAUUUUUUUUUUAAAUCAAUCAGUCUGAGUCAGUCAGAUUCAGACAGUUGCUUUUUCCAUGUUUGGAAAACGUGUUUCUGUUUAAUCUUCUUUGUUCUUGUCAAUCUUCCAGCUGUUUUUGGAGGAGGAGCCAUUUUCUGCCUGGCAAGACAGCAAAUCAAUAUAGUAGUGUGUGUGUAUAUAUACAUAUAUAUAUAUAUAUAUAUAUGCAUACAUAUAUCUUAGCUUUAUGUUAAGCCUGUCUAGGUAUGAAUUACAGUUAUUAUCAACCUGGGCCUCCAUUUCCUAGGGACUGUGUUAAAAUGUUGCAUUGCUCAGGCCAAUAUUGAUUUAGUUGGCCAGCAGCGCUGCACAACACAGCCACACUGUACUGGGUACCUGCAGCAUUCAUGUUUUUAUUUUUUACACAUAAUUUAUGUUUGUCUUUGUGUCGUUUUAGAUUUUCCUAUUAGCAAUCUGUGUACUUAAUUGCUGAAUAAUAGAAGAAAGAAGGAACCCACCAAACAGUAUAAUCUGUAUCAGAAUUGUUAGUUGCGUCUGCACUGAUACAAACACUGUACCUUUUUGAUGUAGCUACUGUAAUACAUAGAAAACGUAAAAAGAUUCUUUAAAAUACAGGCUACCUGAAAGAAAGUUGGGAUGCUGUGUAAAACAGAAACAAAACAUAAUAAUCUGGUAUCUUUUUUUUUUUUAAUCUAUACUCAGUUCAAAACCGUUUUUCAGUGAUUUUUGUAAAUAUAUGUUUGUUCUGAAUUAUGUCUACAUCACAUUUCAAAUAAGUUGGGAGAGGGGCAUCAAAACACCAGGAAAGAUGUGAAAUGUUCAAAAAACACCUGCACUCCACAGAUAAACAGUUUCAUCGGUAAUAGGUGAUAGUGUCAUGUGAGGAACAUCCUUGAUGUAAUCGUUCACAAGUGUAAGUGUAAACCACUUGGGGUCAGGAACACUUCGUAAAACCAUUGUCAUAAACACAGUUUUCUGUGCAAAUGAUUGCUGAUCGAAUCAAAUUUUUCAUUUUCCUUUUACACAGCGUGCCAAUUUUUUUGGAAUCAGGGUGGUAUUACAGGAAUACAGUUAAAAGCAGUGCUUGGUGACUGUGCGAGAGAGAGCAGAGCCCCUUGAAGGCUGCAACUAAAUUCUAAAGUCAUAAACAUAAACCAAUCAUCAUGAUGCAGAAAGUAGGAAAACAAUCCCAGGUUAAAAAUACAUUGGGAGAAAACAUUUCUGCUUCUCUUGUUGUUAGAUGAUGUGCUCCUCCUCCUCUUCUGCACCCCUUCAGCUUUUGACUGGUGCUCAACUUCCAGCUCUGACUGAUUCUCAUUCCACUACUCUUCAUGGCACUUGAUGCUAUACUCAGGUGCUCUUUCUCAAAUCUGGGUCAACUAGUAUUGGCAAGUAAGUAUUUUUGUUUUGACCAAAGUGGAGUACUAGAAUGAUCAGACAUUAUUUUAAGACCUUUGUCAUGUAAAGAAAAGUAGAACGGAUUAUCUUACAAAUGCUUUUUUGUCAUGAUUGCCUAUUUGGAAAACGGUAGGCUACAUAUCUGCUACUCCCCAGAGGCUAAAAUAAGUGAUACUGCUUGCAAAUGUAAUUUGACCCAGAUCUGCAAUUAUUACCACAUUAAGAUGAAACAAGUGACACACUUUAUCUUCCUAUCACAUUCAAGUAGGGGUGAGCACUUCCCAGUGUAAACUCUAGAGGGCAGCAGUGACUGCCGUUUCAAAGUGGUGUGUACAAACAAACCUACAAGCGCUUGAGAUCCAUUCAGAAGCAAGUCGAGCUUUACCUUGCUGCUUUAUCCAUCCAUGGCCACAAGAGGGGAAUCUCAUGCCCUUUUUGCUGAUCAUGGAUGGGCCUCAGCAAAGCAGCUCAAGGAAAAGCUGAUCUUUGUCCCAUUGAGGCACAAAUGUGAAUGAAGUCUGGAGAUGCUUUUGGGAAGCCCAAUCUGGGUUAGAACAGAUGGAAACAGUGUUGGGACAGCAGUACUUUUGGUGCUCCUACACACACUCGGUGCUCUCCUAUUACACUUGAUUUACUGUGAAGGGCCCACUCCUUCCUCUGCAUGGUGCUGUCAUCUUCGAGCAGAGCGAGGUGCGUCCUUCUGCAGGCACCUUGUCACCACAAAGCCAGCCAAUCAAAGGGCUGCCCUGUGGUUGGAACCUCUGUCACUAGGCCCAAGAACCGGUUCCUUUUGGGGAGUUCUUGCAAUUUCUUGUGACAAGGCGGUUUUGUCUCAAACAAAGUACACUGUACAGGGCAGAGAAAGCACAGUCAUUCAUUUUUGGUAACCCUUUCCCAGAGACAACAGUACUGAAAAUUGAAGGGAGACCUUGGAAAAAUUACUGUAGCUACUGGGAGUUGGCACUAAAUGCAAACCCAUCAAAUCAAUGAAUCUCUCACUUUGUGUGCACGUGUGUGCACAUGUGUGCUUGAGUGUGCGUCUAUGUAUGCUGGAUGUGUGAAAGAGAAGAGUCAAAGAGAGAGACUAUUUGACAGCCUGGACAGAGUCCCAUGAUUCGUUUUUAUUUCCUUUAUUUGAUUCAUUCAGUUCAAAAGGUGCAACAUGUGUUGAAAGUGAAAAUGAGCAACUAAUAGAACCCGAACAGGCUGACUCCUGGCUGCUGGGUGGUUGUUCAGGUUGAGGCCCUGGUCAUCUGUAAAAGACCCUGUUACCUCUCCCAAAGGUCUCCAGCUCUCUACCUCACGCUGUAGAGACACUGGUCACAAUCACAACUUGCUACUGAGGGAAGAGAAUUGUGCAUAUGUCCCUUGUUUGCUCUAGAGCUCCACACUCAUUUUAAUCUGCUUUCUUUUUUUUUUUUACUCUUAUUUAUUACUACAUGGUGAUGAUGAUAAUGAUUGUCUUUGAUGUUAUUGCUUUUUUCAUCUUUUUUAUAUAGCUAAUACAAAUUGUACAUAGAAAAGAAAAGAUUUAUAAAAGCACUUUUAAUCUUGAUUUUAAUGACUAAAAGAAAGAGCCAAUUAUUGACAACUUGAAGCUUAGGGUUUUUUUGUUUUUUUUGUUUUGUUUUGUUUUUCUCAAGAGAGAGAUAAAAAAAUGUAAAUAUUAAAAUAUUUAGGUAAGAUUAUUUAACUGGUGAGGAUAGUAACUAAACCAUGAAUGACAAGGGGGUAUUUUGAAGUCUCUGACAGUCCUCAACAACAGUAAACAACACUUGGUCCCAAUGUGUUGUGUGUAAAUGUGUGCUCAGUAACACUGCUGUUUUGCUUUCAUAAGUACUGUACCCCUUGUCAGCAUGUAACUGACAGAGAAAAAACAAUUCUUUUGCCCAAUUACAUGACAUGAAAUUACACUUGACGUUGUGGCGACAGUCAAAAUAACUGGAGGAUCCCCCAUGUUGCAGUUCUCUGAACAAAACCACAUAUCUACAACUAGCAUCAAUUUUAGAGUUUUAGAAAGAUUUGUUUGAAAAUUGUGACAUUUUUCAGCAAGAGAGAACCCAAGAGAAAUUCUCAUUCCAAAUUUCAUUUUAAGUUUGAAUAAUACCAAAAUUGUAAUUAUGUGGUACUUGACAGUACUGAUGUACUGUCAGUAAGCUAAGAGCAAAUCUAAGAAGGAAACCAUAAAUCCAAUUUGUACUGUGUCUUGUUUAAAGUUUGACAUUUUUAGGAAUAUACUUGCUUUCUUGGAUGAGGAGGUUGAUACCAGUCUCCUGUCAGUCAUGUCUAAAUAUGUAGCUAAAGUCAGCAGCUGCAUAGCUCAGCUUAAAUUAACUUAAAUACUCGAAACACAUGGAAACAGCUCACCUGGCUCUGUUAACAGAUAAGCUAACUGACACGUUCUAUGUUGGUUAUUUAAUUCCCUCAAAAACCAAAGUCAAGGUGUGGUUAUAUCUCAGACUGCUCCUUCCAGUUAACCAGGAGGGAUUUCUGUAAGUCACUGCAUCUUUUCCAGUCUUUAUGCUAAGCCAAGACAACCGACUGCUGGCUGUAGCUUCAUGUUUAGCAUACAGAAAGAAGAGUGGUAUUGAUCUUCUUAUCUUAGUUGUAAAAUGUUGAACAGUUCUUUUGGAGUGGAGUUGCUCUUGAUAAAUUUACCAACAGUUAUGGGGGUAUUUAGGAACAUACUGGGAGCUUCAGAGCCAACAUGAGGGAAUCAGUGGGCAGUGUUUUAGUGAGCAAUAGCCCAGCAAUCUUUUGUCAGUUGUGUUUGACUAUCAGGUAAGAGACUGCACCCUGCUUGUUUAGAUGUAUCUAUCAUUAUUAUCCACUCUAGUUCUCAUAAUAGGAAGUAUGCACUUGGCAUUCAUCAUGCCCCUGUUUAGUUUGCAGUAGUUAAUAAUAUGAUACACAACACAUCAUGGCCAACAGGUGCAGACUGGUACAGCAUCAGGACUGAUUUGACUUUUGAAUCAUAAUGGCCCACAUAACUCACACACACACACACACACACACACAUACACUUGCCUAACAAUGGGUGCUGAGGAUACAGUGUACAUGAUAACUUAAUAACGUUGUAAAUUUCUAAAUGUCUCACAAGUUUGGUGGAUGGUUCUCAUUAGAGGCGUCACCUCCCUUGCACGUACUGAGAUGGGGACGGUGGGGCGGGCGGCGGGGGUCAGCUGGUGCUAUGAUGACACACCUUAAAAUUCACUGUGUAAAAAAUGUGAGGGAUAAAUGCUUACCACAAAUAUUUUUCUGAGCUCUUCGAAUGUCAAGAGAACUAUACUUUUGAUUCAAGCAGUUUCACAGGAUUGGAAGCUGCCCUGGUGCUGACUUUAUGAAAAGUCUUUUGUUACAACGCUGCAGAUUUACAUCUCUUUUUGAGGGCGGGGAGCACUCAAACAGUUGAUUACAUUCUCUAUUAAUAUUCAUUCCAUAUUGUACUUGAACUCAUUAAAAUUAGGAUGAGAUACAGAAUCAUAUUAUAUGAAGACUGUUAUCUGAGUUUCUUAUUUGGUACAGCACAAGUACCAAAGGCUAUUGAAAUUAUGUUUUGAGUAUGUUGUACAUGUGGAUGGUAACUGAAUGCUAAGAUAUUUGAACAAUACAAGAAUAGCAAUUGUGUACUGCCUCCCUCUUCCUCUCCCUAGCCAUGCACUUCCUUUUACUCAACCCUUCUCUUUCUCCGAACACCUUGUAUAUUUUGUCUUUCUCACAGAUACACACACAUAGAUAUACAUAUGCAUCUCACUGGGUAUGGCCCACAUUUAGAAGUCUGUUGAACACCUCAUUUAAUGAACACUCUCCAAAUCUGGGAUAGAGACUUGGACCCUGGCCCAUACAAAAAAAAAAAUCUAAAUGAACCUACACAACUGGCAGCUACAUUCCUUUUUGAGUUUUAGGAUUGUUCUUGGUUCAUUAUUUUCAUGUCAAGGAUGCAGUAUGUAAAAAAGUGUUUUUGUUCAGUCUCUCUCUCUUUGUAGCUGUAUGGUGUAUUAUGUGAAUACAUAGUGUAUGUGGUAAAAACUCCACAAUAUUGUUUUAUGUUGCGCGAUAAAUAAAAACAUUGAAGUGAAAAUA
Scatophagus argus is the source of this 12849-nucleotide messenger RNA. It is a transcript of the gene tet3, whose product is annotated as tet methylcytosine dioxygenase 3. The transcript is spliced from 10 exons. Lineage: Eukaryota; Metazoa; Chordata; Actinopteri; Scatophagidae. Gene Ontology annotation, cellular component: nucleus. The record is from RefSeq and is a predicted model, not a curated record. Gene Ontology annotation, biological process: oxidative demethylation; positive regulation of transcription by RNA polymerase II. Bases 1032 to 6932 code for a protein of 1966 amino acids. Gene Ontology annotation, molecular function: DNA 5-methylcytosine dioxygenase activity.